UCCAUAGGACGUGAGUGCUGGCAGCAAAGGAGGGAGGGGAAGGGGGCUUCCAGACUGGUUGGGCCCAGCAAUGCCUUGAUGGAGUAUGGGCCAGGUUUUAGGAUUCUCCCAUUGCCAGGAAUAUGGCUCUGUGGCAUCCACGCCAGACUCAACGCCUCCAUGUACUGAUGGUGGAAAUGAGGAGUCAGAGAUAUAUGAGCUGCAAACAGCCAGAGAGUGGUCAGAUGAUGAGAUGGGAGAUGGCGAUCCAGAUGAUGAUGAGGGCCUGGCUUCAUCCCCAUCCAUCUGGGGCACCCCUCGUCAGAACUCUUUCGAGCUGACUUUUUCUUACAUCGCCAUCGCUGAGGCAGAGGCAGUUGGAGCCUCACGGAUUCAUCGUGAGCGCCGUAGGGGUGGUACUCGGGGAAGUCGCACUCCUUUGAUCCGAACAGACACUCUGGAAACCCUGUUGGACUCCCCUGAUGUAGAAUGGGACCCGCAGGCCUUCCUCAGUCGAGAGGAAGAAGAGGAAACAUCAGAGAGGAGGGACCAGAUGAGGGUUGAGGCGAGGACAGUGAGCUUUCUAGGACAAAGGGAAACGGAGCAAACGGAUACUAUCACAAUUCAGCCCUGUCCCCAAAUCUUGGAUUCAGAAACUCAAGGAAGAGACGCAGGAGUCCAAAGAGAGGAGAGCAUGGGCCAGACUUUCCAACCUCCCCACUCGACCCAGUCAGCCCAGGGACAUAGCCCCUCACAGAUGAUUCAGGCAGCAGCAGCCUCACCAACCUCUGAGCCCGAGUCUCCCAUCACCAGGGAAACCAUUUCAGUGAAGCUGUUCACAUCUGUGCAACCCAAAGGUCCAGUUUUCUCCUCACCAUCUGUCAUUGGCCUUAACUCUCAGGAACAGCUGGUCUGCGAUCACUUGUUAUCAGCACUUAACCCACUAGAAGACCAAACUGUAUGCAGCCACAUAGCAGUGAUGGACUUGAUCUACUGGAAGGAUAUGGAGCGAACCGGCAUGGUGCUUACAGGGUUGGUAGUGGGUUUACUCUCCCUGUUCCAGCUCAGCAUCAUCACAGUGGUCUCCACCAUCUCCCUGGCCAUCAUGUGCUUCACCAUCUCAGUCCGCAUCUAUUACCAGUUCCUCUAUGUCCUCAGCUGGGGUGAUGGAGUACAUCCAUUCAAGUCUUAUUUGGACUUGGACAUCAGUUUUAGUGGAGAGCUGGCUGACAUCUACAUGCAGAAAGUCAUCGUUAUGACUCUGUCUGCUGUUGAUGCUCUGAAAAAGCUGUUUUUUGUUGCAAACCUUUUUGAAUCCCUUAAGCUUCUAUUUCUGAUGUACCUUGUGACGUACCUGGGAGACCUGUGCAAUGGCCUUACUCUGCUUAUCAUCAGUGUGAUUGCUGUCUUCUCUCUACCACUUUUCUACAAACGACAUCAGGAAGAGGUCAACAGCUUCAUUGCAAAAAUCCAGGCCCAAGUCGACGAUGUCAAAGAAACUCUGCGUAGACUGGUCCAAGGUGGUGGCCCUCCUCCUGAUCCAACUCCUGGUGGUGCCAAACCCAAACUGCAGUAAACACCAAUGGAAAGCAACUUUCAGAAACGCUACAGGAGUUGCAGACUGUCAGUCAGAUGUCUUAGCAGUCUGUGCUCAGAGCUCCAAAGGAUGAAGCUCCAGAGUGGGGAAGGGAGGUUAUUUAAAAGAGAGAGGAUGAGGAUUGUUCAUGGUACUGUUUACUUCUUAAGUCAUGGGGGUUAGAGAAUGGGGUUGCGAUAAUUCUUCAAGAUGACAUCAAGGCGUAUGAGUCCUGGGUGAAACUCUUGCUGCUGAUGUCAGAGAGAGACAUCGUUUUAGGAAAUAAUGUUUUUAAAAUGUAAAAAAAGACUCAUGAAGUGUCUUAGGUAGAGCUGUAGUCCAAAUGAGGUACCAAGACCAGACGUGGGAAGUUCUCACACUGACAGCUACAUAUCCGAAAACAAGGGAGUCAGGAAUUAUGGUGAUUUAUAUAAGGGGUCAUUAUUAAACAUGGCAGCGUAAAACAGGCAGUUUAUAAAUGCAUGUGUAAGCACAUGUUUAUUUCUGAAUGCAUAUUCAUUCUUAUGACUGUUUAUCUAAGUGUAUGCAAGUGUGUGAGUGAGGUGUGAGUAAGUGUUUGUGUGUGUGUGCGUGUGCGUGUUAUUCCUGACAUGCAGCUUGCUGAAAUGAAAAUGUUGCCCACAAACAAUUAAAGUCACAUUUCUUCUUUAUUUUUCAAGCCGUUCUGUUUCUUUUCCACUUCAUUCACAACAUCCCUCUUUCUGUUUUUCACCUCAUCGCUCACAGUUCACCAGUGGAAGCAUUUUUUUCUCAUUUUAAAAGUAAAUGGAAAAUUGAAAAAUACUCAGAAAGAUAAAUGACAUCUGCAACAGGUUCAGUCAUUGCAAGAUAAGUGCAAGGAAAUGACAUCAGCAUAAAGCUUUUCAUUAGCAGGAUGCCAGUGGGUUGGCAGAUGGAUGAUGAAGAAAAGUGCUAAGAUUUCAAAUACAUUAGAUCCUCCCUGUGCUCUUCCUCUGCUUAUCUCAUGUGUUAGAGGAAAUGUGAAGCAAUGUGGAAGUGAGAUACAGCAGGUGCCUUUCUAACUGCAGGUAAUAGUGCAUGAUUACAUUCACAGUGCUUACAAACGCUUACAGCAACUCCUCCUCCCUCAACAAACCACUUCUCAUGUUUACCUGACCAUCACCUCCUGCUGAAUGGUAAUUUGUAUGUAUACAGUACUCGUGUGAUAUACAUGGUUACAAGGUAUCUUAUACAGAAUUGUAAGUAGUUGAGUUUUAGAAAUAAUGAAAUUAUUCAGGAUACUCAGCGGUUUAGAGCCACGUUUCAUUUUGACUUUAAAAGCUUUAAAAGCUUGUUCAGAUAUUUUGUUCCUUUGCCUUAUUCCUUUGCACAACUUGUGAAUCCUGCAGAUAAGCAUUGAUAUGUUAGGAGACAUGAUCCAUGAAACCCAAACAUGAUGGCAUGUUAGCCUACUACACUGUGUGCUGCCAAUUAGAAAUGGACCCCAGUCGUUGCACACACACUUCCCUUCUUCUCCCUGUAUUUCUUUUUAAUACUAACCAAAAUAAAUAUGUACAGCACUAACCCAAAUAGUAAUGAUGAACACCUUCCAAUAAAUGACAUUAGACAUCUGUGAAAUCCUGGAUCAUCAACAUGGAUUGGCCUAUUUUCCCAUUUCUGCUGUGAAGUUCUGUUUAAAAUAAACUUCUUUUUUUU
Molecule: messenger RNA, 3232 nt
Organism: Melanotaenia boesemani (Boeseman's rainbowfish)
Lineage: Eukaryota; Metazoa; Chordata; Actinopteri; Atheriniformes; Melanotaeniidae
Gene: rtn2a
Product: reticulon 2a
Exons: 10
Coding region: 86-1555 (489 amino acids)
Source: RefSeq, a predicted model, not a curated record